AUGCCAGCAAGAGAUCCAGUGGCUACCAUCUUAUCCCCUCCUCCCGCUCACCAAUCUUCUUUCAACCAUCAUCAAUCUCCCUCGUCGUCCGCUUUCUCGCGUAUCAGCAACAAUGCAUUGUCUACUUCACCUUUGGGAACAGGUCUGGGAGAUAAUGGUCUUGUACGACGAGCUCCUAGCUCUUCAGACAGAACGGGUAUAGGUAUAGGUAUCGGUCUACCCGAGACAUUAGAUACCACGUCAGACCCAAGUAUACCACCUUCGAGUCAAUCCAUUAGAGAUUCUACCAACCGUCUUGCCUCUUUAUCCUCUAUGUCUUUUAAUUCACCUCGACCUAGAGCUUUGUCAGCUUCGGACUCUUCCAAUUUUCUCCGUACUCAACGUUCUUUCUCUCCCUCUUCCAAACCUCCCGACGCUCACAGACCCGUUCACCCUAGUCAUCUUGCUCGGAUAUCUACGGUAGAUGAGGAAAUCUCUCCUCCCAGUCCAAGGCGCCCGGUGAUACCGGUCGAUGAUAACAGUGGACUGGCUAACGAGGAUUGGAGUCCGGAAGGCAGUAGCUCACCCCUAUCUACUUCACCUAGAAUGCCCGGCACUCGAGUAGCACGAUCGGGAUUGAGUGUCAUGUUAGCUCGAGAGGAUAGAAGAAGAGCAGCGGACGCUUCGCGUUCCCCUCCCAUUCAACCAAUCACUUCACCUAUGCCCGAGAGUAUCAUGCCUAUUCUUGGUAGUCCCACUUCUGUCUCUUCUCAACUGGACAAGGGGCAAAGGGAAUCACCACCACGAACACCCGUAAAAGGUUUCGUUGCAGAGAUAGCGGAAGAGUCGGAUGAAGAGAGUUUGGACAGUGGGCUGAGGAGGAUCUUGGCGGAGCAGGUUAUGGGGAAUGAUGGUAUGGAUGAGAGGACACCACUGCUGGGGAUUAGUGGAGGAUCGGGGAGAGGGAGAUUAUGGGAUGCGUUUGGUAGAAGGGUCACCAAAGUAUCAGGAAAGGAGCUGUUGAAAGAGGCAAUAGUUGAGCCGGUCAAGGCUCUUCCUUCGGUUAUACUGGGAACAUUAUUGAAUGUACUUGACGGGGUCAGCUACGGAAUGAUAUUAUUCCCCGCUAAUCCGGUAUUCGAAGAUUUUGGCUCACUCGGAGUUUCCAUGUUCUUCAUGUCAUGUAUAGUCUCCCAAUUGGUCUUCUCACUCGGAGGCAGCAUAUUCCCCGGCGGAAACGGAUCCAUGAUGAUUGAAGCUGUCCCAUUUUUUCAUAUCUUGGUCAACAUCAUACAAGCGGAGUGUGGUGACGAUGCAAUAGAAGUGAUAUCUACCACCAUGGCGGCAUUUGCAUUCAGUUCGAUCCUUACAGGUUUCGUAUUCUUCGCCUUGGGAGCAUUCAAAUUGGGUACUCUUAUAGGUUACUUCCCACGGCAUAUCUUGGUUGGUUGCAUAGGAGGCGUAGGAAUUUUCUUGAUUGAAACUGGACUUGAAGUCUCCCUGGGGCUCAAAUCUGAAGGUUUCGAAUACAACCUUGGAACUCUACGUCUAUUCUUUUCCUCAUCACAUGCCAUAUUACUGUGGACUAUCCCUUUGACCCUUGCGAUCUUGUUGAGAGUUAUCACUCAUUUUUUUCAUCAUCAACUCAUCUUCCCUGCUUAUUUCUUUGUCAUUCCUAUAGUGUUCUAUGUGGUUGUCUUGGCUGGAAGAUUGGAUUUUGCCGAUUUACGCGAGACGGGUUGGGUCUUUGAUGUGGGUAAGAACACACAAGCGUGGUGGAAGUUUUAUACUCUAUUCGACUUUGCUCAAACAAACUGGGGAGCAUUUUGGGCAGCCAUGCCUACUCAACUUGCCCUAGUCUUCUUUGGUAUACUCCACGUUCCACUCAACGUCCCUGCUCUCGGAGUGUCGUUAGGAGAAGACAACGUCAAACUCGAUCGCGAAUUAGUAGCUCAUGGAAUAUCCAACUUCGCCGCGGGAUUGACGGGGACGGUACCAAAUUAUUUGACUUAUGUCAAUACUGUCCUCUUUUACCGUGUAGGCGGUGGUUCAAGACUCUCCGGUAUAAUGCUAGCAAUCAUGACAGCUCUUAUCAUGUUCGUUGGACCUACAGUCAUCGGCUACCUACCUGUGAUGGUGGUAGGAGCUCUGAUUUUCGUUUUGGGUAUUGACCUCACUAUUGAGGCAGUGUGGGAUACGAGACAUAGAGUGAACAAGAUGGAGUAUAUCACUAUAUGGGCUAUCGCUAUCGGUAUGACUGUAUGGGACUUUGUCAUUGGUCUCUUAUUCGGUAUCGUACUUGCCUGCAUAUUUUUCGUGGUACAGAGCUCUCGACGCCGCGCCAUCCGGGCUGUAUUCAACGGUUCCAACGCCAAGUCAACCGUUCGACGACCGAAGAGUCAGAGAGGGUUCUUGCAGAAAGUUGGCUCUCAAACUUAUGUCAUGAAGUUACAAGGAUUCCUCUUCUUCGGUACAAUUUCGACAGUCGAAGAAGAAAUCCGGAAAUUACUUGAUCUGGCAAAAUGGCAACAUAACCCUAUUCGAUUUCUGAUCAUCGACUUCACUUUAGUCCACGGAUUAGACUUUUCCUCUGCUGAAGCCUUUGUUCGUGUACAGCGGUUGUUGGCUGCUAAAGACGUGCUAUUGAUCAUGUGCGGAGCGGCACCGAAUGGGUUGGUAGGGACUGCAUUACGGAAUGUAGGUUUGUGGGCGGAUAGGGAGGGAACGAGGGUGGAAGUGUUUGGGGGGUUGAAUGAUGCUUUGGAAUGGAGUGAAAAUGCAUAUUUAACCGCAUUCUAUGCCAAUCAGAAGUCGGAAGAAUCUGGUGGUCCGAUGGACUUUCCAGCAGUUGCAAAACCUCCUUUUGCUCUUACUGCAUCGUUUCAAAAUAGCCCUCGAAGGUCUCAUCUAGCUCAAGCAGGUGAUGAUUAUCUUCCAUUUGGCUUCACGCAUACUCGUGAUCCAUCCCACGCAGUCCCAAUUUACCCUCAACCACUUCCAACACUCUUACAAACUUUCACAGACUAUCUUCCCCCCGUCUCACCCUCCCAAGAAUCAAUCACAUUCUUUCGUCAACUCGCACCGUACUUCUCACCACUCAUCAUACCCUCUCAUCACGUUCUCUGGACGCAGGGUGAACAAGCCGACGGAUUGUACCUCAUCGAAAGUGGUUCUCUCCGAGCUACAUAUGCGUUUGACGACUAUCCCACGAGGGUGGAAGAGACUAUGGUUGCUGGGACUAUAGCAGGGGACCUUAGUACGUUGAGCGAUACGAGAAGGAAUGCUACGGUUGUGAGUGAGAGAGAAUGUGUUUUGUGGAAAUUGGACAGUGAGGCUUUGGGAAGGUUGGAGAAGGAAAAGCCGGAUGUGGCCAGACAAUUUGUGCAAAUUGUUCUGAAAGCCGUGGCGGAAGAACAAGAAGUUUUAUCAGCUCAUCUGAUCGCUAUGCUCUCAUGACGUUGUUGGUCAGUUAUGAAUCCCCACCCUAUGUUUAGUCUCGAUCUUGCAACGAUGGACUGAUCACGUCGAUACCCAAAACCCCUUCAUUUGUCUGUGGGAUGUGAGAAUUGAGAAAUGAGAAAUGAGAAAAGGAAAAGUAUAUAGAAGUUGUAUUGCUGGAAUUGAAUGCAUCGCAUGGUUUGUCUUG
This is a messenger RNA of Tremella mesenterica DSM 1558, 3625 nucleotides long. RefSeq lists its product as uncharacterized. The record is from RefSeq and is a predicted model, not a curated record. Lineage: Eukaryota; Fungi; Basidiomycota; Tremellomycetes; Tremellales; Tremellaceae. Gene Ontology annotation, cellular component: membrane. The transcript is spliced from 15 exons. Bases 1 to 3435 code for a protein of 1144 amino acids.